Molecule: messenger RNA, 2046 nt
Organism: Equus quagga
Lineage: Eukaryota; Metazoa; Chordata; Mammalia; Perissodactyla; Equidae
Gene: UBE2R2
Product: ubiquitin conjugating enzyme E2 R2
Exons: 5
Coding region: 548-1264 (238 amino acids)
Biological process (GO): ubiquitin-dependent protein catabolic process; protein polyubiquitination
Molecular function (GO): ubiquitin conjugating enzyme activity
Source: RefSeq, a predicted model, not a curated record
GCGGCGCUCUCGCUCUUCUCCUCCUCCGCCGUCGCCCCUCCCCCCGCGCAGCCGCCGCCGCCGCGAGACCCCCGCGCCGCGCUCCCCCGCCCUUCGGCCCCGCGCGCCCUUCGGCCCCGGCGGCCUCCGAGGAGAACGAGAGGGCGAGCGAGCGCGGCGCCCCGGGCCGGCCCAGCCCCCUCCCCUCACCAUCGCCGGCCCUCCGCCGCCGUCCUCCGCCUCCACCUCCUCUCCCCCCCCCACCCAGGUUGAGGCCCCCUUCGGGGGGGGGGAGGCCCGGGACCGGGAGCGGAUUCCCCCAACUCCCUCAGCCCCUCCCCCGCCAGGCCCGAGCGUGAGGAGGGGGGCCCGGCCCGGCCCGCGUCGAGGGUGAGGAGGACCCGGGCCGGCCCACGGGCCGUCUGGGCCUGGUCCGGCCCGCCGGGCGUGUGAAGACAGGGGCCCGGGGCGGCCCGGCCGAGGGAGCGGAGGGGAGGGGCCUGGUCCGGUCCGGCCCGGCCGGUGCGCGAGGACUGGGGCCCGGCCCGCCGCCGCCGCCGCCGCCGCGAUGGCCCAGCAGCAGAUGACCAGCUCGCAGAAGGCCCUGAUGCUCGAGCUGAAGUCCCUGCAGGAGGAGCCGGUGGAGGGCUUCCGGAUCACCCUGGUGGACGAGUCCGACCUCUACAACUGGGAGGUGGCCAUCUUCGGACCCCCCAACACCCUCUACGAAGGCGGCUACUUCAAGGCGCAUAUUAAAUUUCCUAUUGACUACCCAUAUUCACCACCUACCUUCAGAUUCUUGACCAAAAUGUGGCACCCCAACAUUUAUGAGAAUGGAGACGUAUGCAUUUCGAUUCUUCAUCCGCCUGUAGAUGACCCACAGAGUGGAGAGCUGCCCUCGGAAAGGUGGAAUCCUACUCAGAAUGUCAGGACUAUCCUGCUAAGUGUAAUCUCAUUGCUUAAUGAGCCCAACACCUUCUCCCCAGCCAAUGUGGAUGCUUCAGUUAUGUUCAGGAAAUGGAGGGACAGUAAAGGAAAAGACAAAGAAUAUGCUGAAAUCAUUAGGAAACAGGUUUCAGCCACUAAAGCUGAAGCAGAAAAGGAUGGAGUAAAGGUCCCCACGACCCUGGCGGAAUACUGCAUCAAAACUAAAGUGCCUUCCAAUGACAACAGCUCAGAUUUGCUUUAUGACGACUUGUACGACGAUGACAUCGAUGAUGAAGAUGAGGAGGAGGAAGAUGCCGACUGUUAUGAUGAUGAUGAUUCUGGGAAUGAGGAGUCGUGACGUGCUCCUCCGAUGCCCCUGUACUGCCCUGCCGACUCAGGCCAAAGGGAGGGGAGCGAGUGGGGACCUAGCAGGGGCCCCUCAGCAAAACCUCUCACAGGGGUAGGGAAACACGCGAGGCUCCUGCUGACUCCCCUUAUGGAUCUGUUUGCUCCUUUUUAUGGACCUCUUAAUGGAGAGAAAAUAACCCUCCAGAGAAUGUCUGAAUUCUUGCAUUCUUUACCCUUCCAUCACUGUAUUGAUUCUUUUUUUUUUUUCUUUAAACCCAAACUCCUGCCUCACUUCGUCUCUACAAAGUGUUCACAGCAAAACACAUUUGGUCUGUUUUAGAUUCCUGAAGAAUUAAAUAGUCUUUCAUCAAGACAGUUAAUGUGUUUAAAGCGGAGAGCCCAUUGGAAGUUCACAAGUGCUGCAUAUGCUGGUUAGCAAAAGAAAAUGGAAAAAAAAAAAAAAAACAUAAAAACCCCACAAAACAAACUUUUUUUAAAAAAAGCAAAUUUGCCAAGGUUUAGCUGCUCCUUUACCUUAGCGUGUGUGCAUUUGUUCAGCCCCAUGGUGGUGAAUUUUGUUUCUUUCCCUUCUUAAGGCUGGGGCCCAGCGGGCAUCAGGGACUUUGUGCUGAGCCUGAUGACAUGUGUUCCUAAGGGCACAGAGCCCCUCACCCUCCAGGAAAGCGUCCUAACAUGGAGGCCUCAGCUGCUCUGAGGAGAGAGAUCAGAUUUUGUUUUUUGAAAUCGAUUGGGAUCUAAAGCCUGAAAUAAAUAUUCAUACUUUACAUAGAA